AGGAAAAUGGAAAGCGAAAAAAACAACGCUCUGCGUUCGCCUGUAAAAAGGAGCAAAGUAGCGUAUGUACCAAAUAAUCAACAAGAGAUUUCUACAUUCGUGAUUACUGGUCUUACCGGCAGCGCUUUUCUUCCGUUAAAUCCAAGUGUUCUCGAGAUAAGUCUACUAGCCAUCGAGCGUUCAGAUAUUCUUCUGUUGGCCGGACAAGGGCCACCCAGAGCCCUAAAUAGACUGACACUGACUUUCAAACCCAAAAUAUCACCAAUACCUAUCAGAGCCAUGCAAAAUACAGGAUUGCUGGAUAGCUCUGUUGAACAUGGCCACGUGAUGGGUGACGAAGACGUGACGAUAAUAGACAAGUUUUUAGAACGACUGCCUAGACCAGUAUGUCUUGUGUCUUAUUCAGGAGAUUUAUACGAUUAUAGGGUCAUCAAAAAUGAAUUAAAGAGACUACAUAAAACAAUUAGCAAGGACUGGCUACUUUGUACAAAUCUCCAUAAGGCCGUUCGUCAAUUUCGACCAGGGCUCGAUUCGUAUGAUUUGAACAACGUAUACAAAGUGGUUUACAACGGACAAAACCAAAACACAGAUGAGUCAGCGGAAUGUGUUGUGCGCAUGCUCACAGAAAUUAUUUCAUGCACACCCGGAGUUAUUGGAUGGAUGGAUUUGAAUAAUGGGUUGUUUUAAUACUACAUUGUACUGUACACUAAAUCAAUGUUCAGGCAACACAAUAAUGGAUUGUUUUAAUACUACAUUGUACUGUACACUAAAUCAAUGUUCAUGCCACACAAUAAUGGGUUGUUUUAAUACUACAUUGUACUGUACACUAAAUCAAUGUUUAGGCCACACAAUAAUGGGUUGUUUUAAUACUACAUUGUACUGUACACUAAAGCAAUGUUCAGGCGACACAAUAACGGGUUGUUUUAAUACUACAUUGUACUGUACACUAACUCAAUGUUCAUGCCAAACAAUAAUGGUUUGUUUUAAUACUACAUUGUACUGUACACUUAAGCAAUGUUCAUGCCACACAAUUUGAAUGAUAAUGUGCAUUGGCCUGCCACGCUGAACGAGUCUGUCAUCUACUUUAGUGGUAUUUUGUGAAAUAUUGUACAACGAUUCCCUCAGCCAAUGAACACAUGUAUAUAAGGUAGGAUUCAAGAAUUGUGGUCCGCACGGAGUAACAAGGAACCAAGCAAAAAUGUAGAGUAGCCAAACAUGUUGAUUUAUGGACACAAACAUUCCUGUACAUGUAAAUGGGUGGAUUGCCUUGAAAGUUUGACAAAUUCCUUUGUCUGUACUGUUGUUAUUACUUAUUUGUUUAUGUCUCUAUUUAAAGUACAUGUUUUGUUGUUCGGAUAAAGUGUCCUAUUGGAUCACGCCGUCGGUAUUACUUCUGAGACCUACAUGCAUUGUUUACAGUUUUUAGUUGCUAUAUAACCACUUACCUACUUACUACUGUAACAGAUUAGUUAUUUUAACCACAUUACCAGUAGAAGAGUUAUAGUAGAAGUGUGAUGUAUAGUUGGUCUGUUUCUACGACAUUUUAUCUGUAAAGUAAUUGAUGUUUAGAGCGAGCUUACCUUAUUUAUUAUUUCAUCAAUAGUAGGUAUUAAUCUAGUAGAUCUUGGCCUGGAAUAAUCUAUUUCGUAGACAAAUGGUAUUACUAUACAGCUGAGUAAUAACUCAUUGUCAUCCAAAAGGUAGUGGUUUACAUAAUAUCAAAAAUGAUUUCAUUGUCAAUGCUAUCAUCUUUACUAUUUGUACGCAAACAUUAAGAUCGGGCUUGCCCGGCUCGUCUCUGCCAUUGAUCUAUAUGCUGAUAUAGGGCGUUAAUAUGCUAAUAUGUCUUUUUGAUUGAUAUACAUUGUAUAUAGAUGUAGUAGUUUUUACGUUUCAGUAUCAUAA
Mizuhopecten yessoensis (Yesso scallop) is the source of this 1905-nucleotide messenger RNA. RefSeq names its product three-prime repair exonuclease 1-like. Bases 7 to 687 code for a protein of 226 amino acids. Gene Ontology annotation, molecular function: nucleic acid binding; 3'-5'-DNA exonuclease activity. The record is from RefSeq and is a predicted model, not a curated record. NCBI's taxonomy places the organism in Eukaryota, Metazoa, Mollusca, Bivalvia, Pectinida, Pectinidae. Gene Ontology annotation, biological process: DNA catabolic process. Gene Ontology annotation, cellular component: cytoplasm. The transcript has 2 exons.